AUGUCUGGAGCCUAUAGCUAUAUGUCUCGGGACCCCGCCCAUGACAUCUCGACAGCUUUCGCAAACCACAACAUCGACCUCGAAACAUUUGAUCUUCAUUUCGGGGCUUUGGAUUGGAAAGCUAUUGUUGAGAGAUACCACGAACCAUCUACUACCCAUGAAGCUAGAGAAGCUUCCAUCGCCGCACUUUUGGAGACGGCCAUUACCAAUCCAAUGGUCAUGUGGGACAGGGCUGGAGUAGCCGAAGAGGCAAUAACCAAAUGCGACGACCCAGAAUACUUCUCUUCCGAAGAAAAGAAGAGGAUUGUCUGGCAAUAUGGACUUGAAGAUCGGGACGAAGAAGGUGCGAUGAAAGUUUUAAAGUGGCAAAGCCAAAAAGACGGUUCCAUAUCUUUGUUAUCCGAGUAUGGUAAAGAGAUGCUUGCUCUCGAUCUCACUCGAAGGGUUCAAGAUACGAUUUAUCACGGAAAGCAAACUGUGUCUCCCAUCAGUCGUCUUCCAUCCGAAGCGGUUGAGAUGAUACCUGAGAAAGUGCGAUCGUUCGCAGAGGAUAUCUGGAAGUCACGAUCCAUUGCUUACGAUUCUCGUGCACCCGAAAAUACCAGACUGAACAUGUUGGUGCUGGACCAGAUGACCAGAAUGGCAGAUUAUAAGAACUGGGAAAAGCGUCGAGAAGCAGGUCCAAUUUCUAGACGAACAACCACGCGACCGCUUGGACCAAGCAUUGGAGAAUCUUCAAAGACUAAUCAACAACUUCCAGCGUAUGAUCCUGGUAAUUCCACCUCUGUGGGAUCCGACGAAGACUCACCUACGUAUGACGAGGUAGAACAAGCAUUGUCUCGGUUCACGGUCACAGAUCCAGACAAAAAGAGGGUAGAGGAGCUGAGAAAGCAGUACGGUGUGACCGAGGCAAUGCCAAGUGCCAGUACCCCAGCAAGUGAGAACGUUGGCUCAGCCGACAGAUCACAACGCAAACAUUCGAAUAAUUGGGAAAACUUUUCCAAAUUUUCGAAAAGUUGCUUCGGAUCGAGCGAGGAUACCGCUUAA
Molecule: messenger RNA, 1047 nt
Organism: Kwoniella mangroviensis CBS 8507
Lineage: Eukaryota; Fungi; Basidiomycota; Tremellomycetes; Tremellales; Cryptococcaceae
Exons: 3
Coding region: 1-1047 (348 amino acids)
Source: RefSeq, a predicted model, not a curated record